GUGUCUCAUUGGCUAUUGAGUCAUCGACCUCUAAAAAGUUCAACACGGUACCGGCUUGAUCUACAUAUUUAUACUUUCCCCUACUUAAUCUCACCAACUCCGUCUCUUCUUCCUUCACCUAUCCCAGUGCAUCUUGUCUUUCAAGAGGAAACGUAUUCUAUCUUAGCCUGUUAAACUUGUUACGUUUCCGAGUUUAGCCUCUUGAUAUCCUUUCCAUAAUAAAUCCCGUCAUCGAUACCACCUUUCACCUAAACACCAUGACUCCUGUUGCGAUCCCUUCGACUGUCCACGAUGGCGAACAGGACUUGGACCUGACUUCUUCUGCCAUUGACCACAGAUUAACCGAAAACGUUCAUACUAACGGUAGCACCAACGGCCAAACUACCCAAUCGUCGAAUGAAAACGGCAACGGCGUUUCUCAACCCAACCUCCAUGAGAUAAACGCUUCUAAGAUCACAUAUACCUUCACCAAGGAGCCCCGUGAUGUUCCUCCUCCGGGAGUCCACUCGAUCGACGGCGCAACUGUCGCUAGCGACCACAUGAUCACCGUUAAAUGGACAGCAAAGUCUGGGUGGCAGACCCCAGAACUUAAACCCUUUGGCCCCUUGUCGCUUAUGCCGACGGCUUCCGUACUCCACUAUGCCACCGAGUGUUUUGAGGGUCUGAAGGCGUACCGUGGGUUCGAUGGCAAACUACGUUUGUUCCGACCUGAUUGCAAUGCCGCUCGUUUCCUCACAUCCUCGGUGCGCAUCAGCCUGCCAACUUUCGAACCUUCUGAAGUAGAAAAGCUACUCAUAGCGUUAAUGGCCGUAGAUGGACCCAAAUGGCUACCCCGGGAACGUCCAGGUACCUUCAUCUAUCUGCGUCCGACGCUCAUCGGAACCCAAUCGCAGCUUGGUGUCCAGGCACCCACAGAAGCUCUUCUUUACAUCAUGGCUACCUUCAUGCCAAUCUUAGAUUCACCAGCUGGUGGCAUGAAACUUCACACGUCGCCAGACGACAUGGUACGUGCCUGGGUUGGCGGAUUCGGAUACGCUAAGGUUGGCGCAAACUAUGGUCCCUCUCUCUUGGCGACCCAAGAGGCCCGCGCACGGGGAUUUGGCCAGAUCUUAUGGCUGUAUGGUAACGAAGGCUACUGCACAGAAGCCGGAGCAAGCAAUUUCUUCGUCGUAUGGAAGAGCAAGGAGGGAAAGACUCAGCUCAUUACAGCUCCCUUAGACGACAGAUUGAUCUUAGACGGUGUCACCAGACGCAGUCUCUUGCAGAUUAUCCGCGAGCGAUUAAGCGACGAGAUUGAGAUCGUGGAGAGAAAAUACACCAUCCAAGAGGUAGUAGAAGCCAACGAAGAGGGACGACUUCUGGAGUCGUUUGCUGCUGGCACAGCAUAUUUCGUCUGCCCAGUUUCGCUCAUCCACCACCGCGGACAAGAUAUCCAAAUUCCCAUGGGAAAGGCAGGCGAAGGCGGUUCGUACACUCUCCAGGUGAAGAAAUGGCUCGGAGACAUCAUGUACGGAAACGUAGACCAUCCGUGGGGUGUCGUCGUACAAGAGGAACACUAAGCCAGCCACACAAAAUUUCCGACGUUGUGUCAUAGAUAUACGUACCGUU
Annulohypoxylon maeteangense is the source of this 1608-nucleotide messenger RNA. RefSeq names its product branched-chain amino acid aminotransferase II. The coding region runs from base 258 to 1559 and encodes 433 amino acids. The transcript has 2 exons. Gene Ontology annotation, molecular function: branched-chain-amino-acid:2-oxoglutarate transaminase activity. Gene Ontology annotation, cellular component: mitochondrion. NCBI's taxonomy places the organism in Eukaryota, Fungi, Ascomycota, Sordariomycetes, Xylariales, Hypoxylaceae. Gene Ontology annotation, biological process: L-leucine biosynthetic process; L-valine biosynthetic process. The record is from RefSeq and is a predicted model, not a curated record.